AUGGCUGUGAAGGCGCGGCCUCUCAACUGCAGCUCUGUUCCGCCGCCAACAUUGGACCUGCGCGGUCGUGUCCGUCUGAGAGUGAUUAAUACUGGUGGUCACCCCAAAACCAAGUACCAUAUCCGCGGGACAAGAGGAGUAUAUGAAAGCGAAAAGCUGACUAUUCAUCCUAACACCUCGAACAUGCCUAUAGAAAAUUAUGCCUUGACCCCAAUCCUCACAACCCAACCCAAGACAGACACUACCUUUGCUUCGCAGAGAAGCGGUAUCAGAGACGCCCAGCUUACAGUUGAGCGAUCCCCGGCAGAGAAGUCAGUGCUACAAUCGGCACUAGGGAUCCGUCCAGACAACUUUAAUCGUCCUACCGGUAGUAUCAACCGCACAUCUUGGGUGCCACCGACGUCUAACACGGCUCUCUUGGCAUUGCCACCCACAGAAUGGAAACACGUUGUACAACAGCCAGCGACUGCUCAGGAGCUUGUUGUGCCACACUUUAAGACCUAUGGCGAGGACCACUGGAUUGAACUAACGAUGAAUAACUUUGAUGAGAGAGGGCAUCCAUUGCACCUGCUAAUGAUGACCUCUGGCUUCUGCACUGCCAUGUGCUGUGGCAUCAGGCGGCUGGGAUGGGCAAUGUGUCGAGACCUCGACACAUUGCCAGCAGCUCUGGCCGCCAACAGCCUUAAGCUGCAGAGCAUUGUGCCUGAGCUUGGCUUCUGGUACACCACCGACGAGCCCGACACGCACAACUGGGUUGGAUUGUACAAGCCCGGCGAGCGUCCCGACAACAAAGACACCAAGUAUCACUACCAGGUUGUGCAGUACGCCCUCGCCCCCGCGGGUCCUGUCUACAUCAACCGCCGCAAGUAUGAUAUCAAGUCGGGCAGGUUCGACACCUACCUGCUCAAAUACGACUACAAGAUUCUCGCCAGUCCCGUUUCCAUUGACACGAACCUCAACAAUGUUGCCGUGCGCUCAGGCAGCACCGCCGACUCGUUGCGCAUCUACUACUCUACGGACCAAGCUGACAACACCAACUGGCUUGCCAUCUACAAGGAGGGAUACACGCCUACCAAGGAGGACACCAAGUACCACUACUCCAAGUGGCAGUACGCCCCAGGACCUAGCAACACGCUCACCUUUAGUCGAUCCGACUUUAAGGAUGGCAAAUACAGUGCAUACAUCUUGGCGAAGAAUGGAUACACUGUCCUUGCUAGUCCUAUCCCGUUGCCCCAAAAUUAG
This is a messenger RNA of [Torrubiella] hemipterigena, 1242 nucleotides long. The record is from the annotation of a GenBank genome assembly. NCBI's taxonomy places the organism in Eukaryota, Fungi, Ascomycota, Sordariomycetes, Hypocreales, Clavicipitaceae.